Messenger RNA from Drosophila hydei, 2094 nucleotides. RefSeq names its product RNA-binding protein 28. Gene Ontology annotation, molecular function: RNA binding. NCBI's taxonomy places the organism in Eukaryota, Metazoa, Arthropoda, Insecta, Diptera, Drosophilidae. The coding region runs from base 17 to 2056 and encodes 679 amino acids. The transcript has 3 exons. The record is from RefSeq and is a predicted model, not a curated record.
UGUUUAUGUGCGGCAAAUGGAGCUUAAAAAAAUGAAACCUCUGCUGGAUACAGAACCGGAAUCCAACGAUAAUGUGAAUGAAAAUAAACCGGGGAAGCGACGCAACCCAUUCAACACGCAGCGCUUGAAGGAGGAAAAGGAGCGCAGGCAAAAAAAGAAGGCACGUCUCAUUGUACGCAACAUCAGCUACAAAUCAACGGAUGAAGCAAUGCGCGAGUAUUUUGGGCAAUGGGGCACACUGGAGGAUGUGAACAUCCUGAAGCGAGGCGAUGGAAAACUCGUUGGCUGCGCAUUUGUGCAAUAUGAAACAAUUAAUCAGGCCACCAAAGCUAUACUCCAAUCCAAUGGCAAGGAACUUCUGGGACGUAAAAUUUUUGUGGAUUGGGCCAUUGGCAAGGAUGAAUAUGCAGCCAAGCACCAAAAAGACGAGCCAGACGACAAGAAACCCAAGUUGGAGGUGAAGGAAGAGAGUGAUACUGAAAAUGGAGGAGAGAUUGUUAAUAAAGUAGCAUCCGGCAAGGAGUCUGAUAUAGAAGAUGCUGAGGAGGAAGAUGAGCAAAGUGAGAACGAAGAUGAAGAAGAUCUGGAUAAUGAUGAUGACGAUGACGGCGAUGAUGAUGAUGAUGACGACGAUGAUGAUGACGACGAUGAUGAUGACGACGAUGAUGAUGUCGAGGAUGAUGAAAAGGAAGACAAAAAGGAUUUGAAAUCAAAACUGGAGCACGUAAAGCAGGAGAAAACCAUUUCCAAUGAUGUGCAACAAGGUUGCACAGUCUUCAUUAAGAAUGUGCCCUUUGACGCCGAGGAUGGGGACUUGCGUAAAGUGUGCCGCAAAUUUGGUGUCGUGCAGUAUGCAAUCAUUAACCGGCAAUCAGUUUCCGGCCACUCGAAGGGUACUGCCUUUGUCAAGUUCAAGGCCAAGGAGUCAGCUGAUCUUUGUCUGCAGGCUGGCACCGAGUUUAAGCUAAUGGACGAGGUGUUGGAUCCACAUCCGGCGCUAAGUCGCGACGAAAUCAAAACAAAACAAUCGGAAAGUUCCAAAGAGGAAGCCAAGGAUUCACGUAAUCUCUAUCUGGCCAGGGAAGGUCUGAUCAUGGCCAAUUCAAAGGCAGCCGACGGCGUUUCCGCAUCAGACAUGGCGAAACGACACGAAUUGGAGCAGGUGAAGACGCAGGUGCUUAAGAACUUGAAUCGUUUCGUUUCACGCAAUCGGUUAUCCAUACACAAUCUGCCUUUGAACUAUGACAACGAAAAGCUCAAGCAAAUGGCCCUCACCUACACGGGCUUUCGUCCACAUGAGUGUCGUGUGAUGCGUGACCAGAAGGUUACUCCAGAGCAUCCACAUGGCAAAUCCAAGGGCUUUGGCUUCCUUUCCUUUGACACACACCAGCGAGCUUUGGCUGCGCUCCGAAAACUAAAUAACAAUCCUAGCAUCUUUGGCACGCAACACCGUCCCAUUGUUGCGUUUAGCAUUGAAGAUCGUGCAGUGCACAAAAUCAAAGAAAAACGCACUGAGCGCUCAAAACAGAACAAUCCCACAUACAAAUCGAAGCUGGAACAACGCAAGGAGCAACGUGCUCUUAAACGCAAAGGUAUAAAGCCAACUCCAAAGAUAGGACCUCAGGACGAUAACAAGGCGAAGCUACAGAAGCACAUCAAGAAACUCGAAGCGAGUAGAGCAGCCAAGGCAGAGGGUAAACAGCAGCAGCAACAAAAGAAGGCCAGCGACGUAGAGGGCGACUUUGUGGGCACCGCUGCCAAGCCAGGAACCUCAUUACGCAUGCGUUCCAAGAAGAAGAUAAUGGAACAGGCGCAAGAGCAUAUGAAACGAGUGAAAACCGAGAAACGUAAGCAGAAAAAUAAAAAGAUACGUGAAACGCAUUUGGCUGAGCGCAAGGCCAACAAUCGACCCAAACAAGGACACAAAAAGGAAAAGGACGAACUAAGACCUCUAAUUAACAAAUACAAAAACAUGAUCAGUGGCAAUGAAGGCGGAGGAGGUGUAACAGGCGGUAAAGUGAAAAAACCUAAGCGUACCAAGUGGUAUGCGGAUUAGGGUCAAGAGAUGACUCAGUUAAUGUAAAUAAGGACUAU